Molecule: messenger RNA, 2535 nt
Organism: Juglans microcarpa x Juglans regia
Lineage: Eukaryota; Viridiplantae; Streptophyta; Magnoliopsida; Fagales; Juglandaceae
Product: probable inactive receptor kinase At1g48480
Exons: 2
Coding region: 259-2190 (643 amino acids)
Biological process (GO): protein phosphorylation
Molecular function (GO): protein binding; protein kinase activity; ATP binding
Source: RefSeq, a predicted model, not a curated record
UUUAUGUUGUAAAUUUGAGCCUAAACACUUUAGCCACACAGCCUGUCUUCCUUCCUCCCGUCUUCUCUGUAUCUCUUUCUAUCUUCUCGGCAUAGAGAAAAAAAUGAAGCUUGCCCAACUCACUCACUAGUCCCUAAAAACCACACCAAUGCCUACAAAUUGAACCAGAACUUCAGAAUCUACAGACCCAUUCCCUUUCUUGUCUUCCCUUUUGAGAAUCUGGGUUUUCUCCGCGAGAGAACCCCCCCGUGUAAUUAAAUGCUGACUCAAACGCUUCCCAUUUUGCUUUUCGCCUUUCUCAUUUUGUUCCCCUUGGCAAGACCAGAUCUGGGUUCGGACCGAUCUUCACUCUUGGCACUCCGGUCUGCAGUCGGUGGUCGAACCCUUUUCUGGAAUGCUACCGAGCAGAGCCCGUGCGAUUGGGCUGGAGUCAAAUGCGAGGACAACCGCGUCACUGUGCUCCGUCUCCCCGGAGUGGCCCUCUCGGGCCAACUCCCCUCUGGCAUUUUUGGCAACUUGACCCGACUGCGCACUCUCAGUCUGCGACUCAACGCUCUUACGGGUCAACUACCUUCUGAUCUCGCUUCCUGUGUGAACCUUCGCAACCUCUACUUGCAAGGUAACCUUCUUUCCGGUGAAAUCCCCGACUUCUUGUUCACUCUUCGGGACCUCGUUCGGCUCAACCUUGCUUCCAACAAUUUUUCUGGUGGGAUCUCUCCGGGUUUCAACAAUCUGACAAGGUUGAAAACGUUGUUCCUCGAGAACAACCAACUCACGGGGCUGAUUCCGCCUGAGUUAGACAUCCCAAAGCUUGAACAGUUCAAUGUGUCCAACAAUUUGCUCAAUGGGCCAGUCCCUGAGAAACUGCAGUCUUUUCAGGUGGACUCGUUUCUGGGGAAUUCACUCUGUGGGCUUCCCUUUGAAACGUGUUCUACAAAUGUGACCCUUCCGGGCGAAAACAACAAAAACAAUGGCGGAAAGAAGUUGUCUGGCGGUGCAAUUGCGGGUAUUGUGAUUGGAUCUGUUUUGGCUUUCCUGCUUAUCCUUGUAAUCUUCUUGGUGUUGUGCCGGAAGAAGAGUAGCAACAAGAAGACGAGCGCGGUCGACAUUGCGACAGUGAAGCAUCCGGAGGUGGAGAUUCCGGGCGAGAAACCAGAAGGGGAUGUCGAGAACGGCGAGUAUGGAAAUGGGUACUCGGUGGCAGCAGCUGCGGCGGCGGCGAUGACUGGCAAUGGGAAGGCAGAAGCAAACAGUGGUGGCGUAGGGGCUAAGAAGUUAGUAUUUUUUGGGAAUGCGGCGAGGGUGUUUGAUUUGGAGGAUUUGUUGAGGGCGUCGGCGGAGGUUUUGGGGAAGGGGACUUUCGGGACGGCGUACAAGGCGGUUUUGGAGAUGGGGACGGUGGUGGCGGUGAAGAGGUUGAAGGAUGUGACAAUUUCGGAGAGGGAGUUCAGGGAGAAGAUUGAGGCAGUGGGAGCAAUGGAUCAUGAGAAUUUGGUCCCUCUCAGGGCUUACUAUUAUAGCAGGGAUGAGAAGCUGCUUGUGCAUGAUUACAUGACCAUGGGAAGCUUGUCUGCGCUCUUGCAUGGAAACAAAGGAGCAGGUAGAACUCCAUUGAAUUGGGAUAUUAGGUCUGCCAUUGCCCUUGGAGCGGCUCGUGGCAUUGAAUAUCUUCACUCUCAAGGCCCCAGUGUCUCUCAUGGAAACAUAAAAUCAUCCAACAUCCUCCUCACCAAUUCCUAUGAUGCCCGAGUUUCUGAUUUUGGCUUAGCACACCUUGUCGGUCCCUCCUCCACUCCGAACCGAGUUGCUGGCUACCGAGCCCCUGAGGUCACUGACCCUCGGAAGGUAUCCCAGAAGGCAGACGUCUAUAGUUUCGGUGUAUUGCUCUUGGAACUGCUAACUGGGAAAGCGCCCACUCAUGCCCUUUUGAACGAGGAAGGGGUCGACCUUCCCAGAUGGGUGCAGUCCAUUGUUAGAGAAGAGUGGACUUCUGAGGUCUUUGAUCUUGAGCUCCUCCGGUACCAGAAUGUCGAGGAGGAGAUGGUUCAACUCUUGCAGCUUGCAGUAGAUUGUGCUGCCCAAUAUCCUGAUAAACGCCCUUCAAUGUAUGUAGUGGCAAAGCGGAUUGAUGAGCUACGUCGUUCUAGCUUGCGAGACAAUCACAACCCAGAAUUCGAUCACAUAAAAUGAUUCAGAUCAUGUGACUUUCUCAGUGAGUUCUUCAGUGCAUGCCACCAUCCUUCCUAAUGGAUUGUAGAAGGCUCUUCACUUCUUUGUUAUGCCCAUAUAUUGCGUGUUAAUUUUUGUGUUUUGGUUGUAUGUUUAAUCCGGGCCUCAUCUUCUUUCCUUAGGACCAACUGUCAAGUUUAUUUUAAUUUCCUUUUUAAUUUUUUUUUUUUACUUCUCCCAUUUCCCAUUGUACUUGCAUGUAUUAUUUUUUUUUUCCCUUUUUUCAUUAAUACUUUGGGGUGGAUAUCUCUUACAUUAGUUAUUGUUGGAUAAUGGUGGUUGUAAUUAUUACUUUUUUUGCUUUUA